Molecule: messenger RNA, 429 nt
Organism: Suillus fuscotomentosus
Lineage: Eukaryota; Fungi; Basidiomycota; Agaricomycetes; Boletales; Suillaceae
Exons: 3
Coding region: 1-429 (142 amino acids)
Source: RefSeq, a predicted model, not a curated record
AUGGGCAAGGCGCUCCAGUAUAUUCAUGUGGAUGCUAUAAGCAUGAUACGCUAUCCGGAGGGUUCAAACCUGAUGACUGGCCUCCUAACACAGCACGAACAACCAGAGCCACAGCUAGAAGCUCCAAGUCAAGAUGGUCUUGAAGACGCUGAUGAAUCUCAUCGAAAGCGAAAAAGAUCUGAAGAUAAUGGUACCCCAUGCAACUUAGGCCGUGACGUUACUAACGCACGAGCAACGUCAGUACCUAUCAUCGAACUUCCGCCUGAGAAACGCAGGAAGAUCGGAAUAUUUGAAGGCAGAUUGGUGGCGAAGGUCAUGCAGGAAGUUGUGGGAGUGCAUGAGGCUAUGAGUAGGAUCGAAACAAUCAUCAACAGGCAAAAUGAAGUUCUUCAUGAAAUCUGUAACGCUAUUGAAAACCAUGGGAUGUGA